GUAGGUAGGCGUCUGGGCCACCGGAAGCGGCUGGCGAAGAGCAGCAGGCGGUGGCGGGUUGUCUGGGUGCCGGUCAGGGUUAGGAGACGCAGGCAUGCUGCGUCCCAAGGCUUUGACGCAGGUGCUAAGCCAAGCCAACACCGGAGGAGUCCAAAGCACCCUGCUCCUGAAUAACGAAGGAUCUUUGCUGGCCUACUCCGGUUAUGGCGACACAGAUGCCCGGGUCACCGCGGCCAUCGCCAGUAACAUCUGGGCCGCCUACGACCGGAACGGGAACCAAGCGUUUAAUGAAGACAAUCUCAAAUUUAUCCUCAUGGACUGCAUGGAGGGCCGCGUGGCCAUUACUCGGGUGGCCAACCUUCUGCUAUGUAUGUAUGCCAAGGAGACUGUAGGCUUCGGGAUGCUGAAGGCCAAAGCCCAAGCCUUGGUGCAAUACCUGGAGGAGCCCCUCACCCAAGUAGCAGCAUCGUGAUAGAGUGAUGGAGGCUGGAGUCAGAGAAGGGAUGAUGGAUGGGAGGAUCAGGGCCCUGGAAACACCUUACUGGACUGGUUACAGGAAGGUGGGACUUUGGCUUUGUUCCCCUGAAUAAAUUUCAACUCUU
Molecule: messenger RNA, 602 nt
Organism: Mesocricetus auratus (golden hamster)
Lineage: Eukaryota; Metazoa; Chordata; Mammalia; Rodentia; Cricetidae
Gene: Lamtor2
Product: late endosomal/lysosomal adaptor, MAPK and MTOR activator 2
Exons: 4
Coding region: 95-472 (125 amino acids)
Biological process (GO): cellular response to amino acid stimulus; positive regulation of TOR signaling
Cellular component (GO): Ragulator complex
Molecular function (GO): molecular adaptor activity; guanyl-nucleotide exchange factor activity
Source: RefSeq, a predicted model, not a curated record